Galdieria sulphuraria is the source of this 1841-nucleotide messenger RNA. RefSeq names its product serine/threonine protein kinase isoform 2. Gene Ontology annotation, molecular function: protein serine/threonine kinase activity; ATP binding. The transcript has a single exon. The record is from RefSeq and is a predicted model, not a curated record. Lineage: Eukaryota; Rhodophyta; Bangiophyceae; Galdieriales; Galdieriaceae. Gene Ontology annotation, cellular component: cytoplasm. Gene Ontology annotation, biological process: intracellular signal transduction; protein phosphorylation. The coding region runs from base 120 to 1721 and encodes 533 amino acids.
GCAAAAUUUGUUUCUGUCAAUUGGAAUGAAGUUGAAUUUGAAAGAAUAUAUUUGAAUUUUGUCUUAGCUCGUGGGAGACGCUGAAGCGAGAUCUCAUUUUAGACAGCUUGUUCCUCUGUAUGCAAAGUUGUCCAAGCCAAAGAAAAGAAGGAACUUUCAAAGCAAAGAUAGAUGAAAUAGAUGAGCUUGAACCGCCAGAUUACGAAGUCUCUUCCGUCAGAAGAGAAAAAUUCCAAAGGUACCUGGAGCAAAGUGUUCAGUUGAAUACCGUCAACGAACCGUCACAGUUGUGCCAUUCAGACCUGGAGUGUAAAGAAAGUAACAAUUUUGCUGUGCUUAACUCUCUUUUCCACCAGCUGUCAUUCUCUGGAAAGGUUUCGGAUUUCCAGUCAACUUCUGAUUCGUCCAACGUAAGUGUUGAACAACGAAGAGAAAAGCCCUCUGCGAGAGUUUCUUUAUUGGAAAAGAUGGCAGCUCUUCUUUGCGGCGUAGAAGUUAGUUGGAAAUACAGGAUUCUUUGGAAGAAUAGAGCAAAACUGCUAUUAGACGAAGGUUUAGAAAAUAUAUUAUUGGAACCUUUAAACGGAGGGAACACGAUUGUUCGUGUGAUCCCAUUUGAGAAUAUUUUGUAUUUUGAACACAAGCAAAAUUAUGUUUCAUUUUCAUUGAAAUGGGGAGAAAAGAUACGGUUACUUUUCAUAAAGGAAGAGAAUGCCUCAUAUUUCUAUCAUUCAUUGGUUAGGUUGCUUUCUCAAAGCCUUAAGUCAGAAGAUUGUAAGAAAUCUCAUAUGAAUAGUUUUUCGGAGUGGGUGGAUGGCAGUUGGAAGAACAAACCAUUGCUUCAAAAGCGAGUUCUCAAUCAUGAUAUUAUUCUAUUGCAGAAGAUUGGACAAGGCAAAUAUGGAAAAGUGAAAUUGUCCUUUUCUAUUCGUCGUAGAAGAUUUGUUGCAGUAAAGAAAAUAUACAAACAGAAGCUACUAAGCUCUUUUCAGACGAAGACUGGCGUGGAGAAAUUGUUGACUGAAUGCAAAGUCAUGAUGAAACUUCGCCAUCCAAAUAUUUUGAGAUUGUACGAACUGUACGAUGACCCAAAACUAAACUGUUUCUAUUUAGUGAUGGAGUAUGCAUGCCGAGGACCCAUAAUGCGUUUACAAGACAACCGAAAUGUUACGACUUUAAAGGAAGAUGUAUUGAGAAGAAUAAUAUUUCAGGUUGUUCAGGCCUUGUGUUAUAUACAUAGCCAAGGAAUAACGCAUAAUGAUUUGAAGCCUGAUAAUAUCUUAAUGUGCAACAAUCUUGUGGUAAAACUUGGUGACUUUGGUGAGAGUGACUACUUUUCAGAUUCGGAGAGCAACAAUGAUUGGCCUACAAGGUUACAAGGAACACCAGCAAUGUGUGCUCCGGAGCUUUGUUUAACUUCAGACAAAUGUCCCUCUACAAGUUUUCAAUACCGUUUUGCACCAGAUGUUUGGUCAUUGGGAGCUACAACCUUCUUUCUUGCUACUGGACAUAUUCCAUUUGAGGGACAAAAUUUGUUUGAAAUGUACGAGUUCAUCUGUGUAAAGCCUCUUAUAUUUCCACAAAGUCCCAGAUUGUCAGAUAGCCUGCAAAGCUUUAUUCGGCAUGCAAUGACAAAGGAUCCUCCUGGAAGACCCACUAUAUUUGAACUUCAGGAGCAUCCUUGGUUACAAGCUUCCAUUUCUCAUGACAAGAAAAGAUAAAUAGGUUCCAACUAUAUUAUGAAACAACAACGAAAAGAUAAACCAUGAACAGAACAACUCAUUUAUCUUUCUUUCCAUCGCCAUAGUCCGCGUUCGCCCGUUUGCUAUUCGCUGACAUAA